Messenger RNA from Fusarium vanettenii 77-13-4, 1086 nucleotides. RefSeq lists its product as uncharacterized. Lineage: Eukaryota; Fungi; Ascomycota; Sordariomycetes; Hypocreales; Nectriaceae. Gene Ontology annotation, cellular component: nucleus. Gene Ontology annotation, biological process: positive regulation of transcription by RNA polymerase II. The record is from RefSeq and is a predicted model, not a curated record. Gene Ontology annotation, molecular function: DNA-binding transcription factor activity; transcription cis-regulatory region binding. The annotation marks the transcript as partial. The transcript has 4 exons.
UUAUCACAGCGAGGCCCCUCUUGGGGCGGAAUACUCCACAGCCUUGAACCACCACAAGACCAAGAUCGACCGUUGGAUGGUGUGCAAGAAGCUUGCCUUCUCCGAUAUUUUGUCGAAGAACUAUCACAUUGGUUUGAUCUAGUUGACCCCCAACGACUCUUCCAACUUCUCGUCCCCGAACGUGCUCGAAAAUACCCACCCCUUCUGAACGCAAUCUUUGCCGUUUCAACACGACGCAUGUGUCGCGUCGCCACCUUCAAGACAUCCCAGGGAAUAGUGUACCGUGGCCAGCACCUACCGAAUCUCACUCCAGGCGCCGCCGUCGAGUACAUGCUAAAGUGCAUCCCCGUGCUCAAAGAGUUCCACACAACUAGGGACGGAGAGGCACGCGAGCUGAUUGUCACGACGGCUGUGGUAUUACGCCAGUUUGAAGAGAUGGACGAUGAAGAAGACGACGAUAGCACCGCUGACGCACCUAUGGACGAACGGGUCAACUUUCUGGCUAUCCUCAAUGCUGUUCUUCGAAGUUUGACCUCGGAUGACUUGGUUCAUCACCGAGAGCUCUUAAACGCGUCAUAUUGGAUAGCUUUGAGACAGGAGGUCUACUACGCGCUUAGAAGAGGGUACUCACCACAAAUGGUUGAGCCGCCUGCCGAGUGGGCAGAUAUCUCGCCAGCGAAUAAGCUCAUCUUCCAUACCAGUCAAGUCACGAAGUGGCUAUUUGAGGACAAGUCUGAAACUGGUUGGCGUGAACUGAAGGAACAGGAGAGAUAUCUUGAACAAUACGUUGUGGGCCGAUUUGCCCCUAUCCUUUCCCGACCCCCGGAUAGAACGAAAGGGGAAGUGUUCCCGACGAUAUGGUACGCGUCAAAUAUUGCCCUCACGGGUAUGCAGCAUAUGAUGAUGGCCAAGAUGAUUCUGGUUGCUGAAUCGCCAUUCCUUGGACGAGGUGAUGCGGAUGCCCGUGCAGCUUACCGAAGAGCCGAAAAUGAUGUGAGGUCCCUGGUACUUGACGUCUGCAGUACCGCCGUCCAACACCCAGAAAUACCACCAGCUCUAGUGAACGCGACCCUGGCAAUUCAACUA